Messenger RNA from Neoarthrinium moseri, 615 nucleotides. RefSeq lists its product as uncharacterized. The record is from RefSeq and is a predicted model, not a curated record. Bases 1 to 615 code for a protein of 204 amino acids. NCBI's taxonomy places the organism in Eukaryota, Fungi, Ascomycota, Sordariomycetes, Amphisphaeriales, Apiosporaceae. Gene Ontology annotation, biological process: mitochondrial respiratory chain complex I assembly. The transcript has 4 exons.
AUGGCGAACCCCCAUCCCAUCAAGGUCCUCUACCCAGAGGAGCCCUUCCACGCCAAGAAUGCCCUCAAGUCCGGCGUCAACGGUGCCGCCGUCGGCGGUGCUGCCGGCCUGCUCGCGUCCGCCGUCCAGAACUCGCUCGCCAAGACCAACGUCGGAGCUUGGGGCGUCUUCUCGCGCUCCGGCGCCACCAUCGCCACCAUGACUGCGGUCCCCGCAAUCUACAGCUUCGCCAAGGACGCCUCGGCCAACCUCAGAGAGAAGGACGACUCGCUCAACACGACGAUUGGAGCAUUCCUGGGUGGUGCCAUGCUAGGCCUGAGAUCGGGUCGCAUGCCCCAGAUCCUCGGCUUCGGAGCGGGUAUCUCCAUCGUCAUGACGGCGUUCGAUUUCACCGGCGGACACCUCGUUGGCAAGAAGACACAGUCGGAAUUCGUGGACGAGUACGAGCGCAAGGAGUACCUCAGAAAGAACCGCAGGCGGCCGAUGAUGGAGACGGUGGCAGAGAUCGGCGAGGGCAGAGGAAUCGAGCCCCCCGGCUACCAGGAGCGGAGAAGAGAGAGGCUACAGGAGAAGUACGGUGUCGAGAUCAACCCCGUCCGCGCCACUGUCGACUAG